This is a messenger RNA of Sclerotinia sclerotiorum 1980 UF-70, 165 nucleotides long. RefSeq lists its product with no specific name. The record is from RefSeq and is a predicted model, not a curated record. Bases 1 to 165 code for a protein of 54 amino acids. The transcript has a single exon. NCBI's taxonomy places the organism in Eukaryota, Fungi, Ascomycota, Leotiomycetes, Helotiales, Sclerotiniaceae.
AUGAGAGCGAGCACUAGUACAUCCUACACGGGUAUCCUAGGAUAUACAGGAGGUCCUCAAUGCGUUUGGGCUGCAAAUACAUGCGUUAUUUCUUACUCUCCAAAGGUAUCGGGUGAAGUGUCGGGUUUAGUAGUUAGCCCUUAUCUUCCCCGGAGCAUCGGGUGA